Messenger RNA from Ostrinia nubilalis (European corn borer), 1978 nucleotides. Its product is annotated as THAP domain-containing protein 3-like. Bases 763 to 1557 code for a protein of 264 amino acids. The transcript has 6 exons. The record is from RefSeq and is a predicted model, not a curated record. NCBI's taxonomy places the organism in Eukaryota, Metazoa, Arthropoda, Insecta, Lepidoptera, Crambidae.
UACGCACUUCAGCCAGGCCUGGCUCACUCCGCGCGGUACAUCCGAUAAUUACCUACAGCGAAGCGCCCCGCCGGCGGGUAUUAUAUCAGUCGAGUGUCACGCGCGCGCCCGUCAGGACCAGUGGGUAGACACUUCUCAUACAAAAACUAGUCUCUAUAUGUAGCAAUUGAUAUACAACCUUAUCCCUUAAGCAAUAAAGUGCAUUUUGGAUUGAUUUCACUAUAGCAGGGGAACCCGCGGAUCAAUACCACCAUACUAAAAAUAAUUGUUAGUGUCCUUAUGUUGGUAGUAUUGUUAGUUUGACAAAUGAAAAAAAAUUUCUGUCAAUUGAGUUUGAGUUUUUAACCGGCGAAUUGAUUCGUGUGAAGUUAUUUUCUCAGAUUUGGUGCAAUAUUACUGUAAAUAAACUUUUCUGUCGUUUACGUUGAGUUGAUUAAGUUCCUCCGUAUCGGGCGUGAUAAAGUUUGCUGUUCAGUGUUAUGUUUUUUGUGAGAUAGAGACUCUUUUAAAUAAGCUGUGUUUCAACUUCUACAGAAGUUUAAACUCUUAUUUACUUUUCUGUUUAAUGGGUAUGUUAUCUACUUACUUGAAAUAUUAGAUCUAUUACAAAUCUAUUUUUCAUUAAAAACAACCCUAUGUGAUGAAAAUGUAAAUGUACUUUCAAAACUGGUAAAUGCAUGAACCAGGGCAUUGACACUGGUUGGAGAGACUUUAUAGGCUUUGUUUAAUUAAUACCUAUUUCAUUUUAGGCUUCUACUGAUAAUGGAGAGUAGAAACAACAAGAAGUGCGUUAUUUGUAAUAAGAGGCGAAGUCGUGGUGGAUCACCCUUACUUUUGAGUAGGUUUCCUCUGGAUUCUGACCGUUGUCGAAUGUGGGUUAAAAAUGCUGGCAUAGAAGACUUAGCAUAUGUACCUAUUGAAAAGUUACACCAACUGAAGUUUGUUUGUGGUGGGCACUUCACUCCUGAAUCCUUCAAUGCCAAAGGAACUCGGCUGAAGAACUCAGCUAUUCCAACACUGGAAUUGAGCAAUCCCAUCUUGCCAGAUGAAGUUUUGACAGAGUUUCCUCUUCAUGUAAAAGACUCCAAUAAAGAAAACCUCAAGACAGUUCUUUAUGAUCAUUCAUAUUGCAUUCCAAAGAAGUCAAAUCCAGUUGAACGAGUUCCCCUUACAACAACCAAACAACUAAAUUCAACAUGUUUGGGAGCUGUGGAUAUACCAGAUUCUGGUAUUUCUGCGAAAACAACUUUUGAACCUCUUCCUUCUACUUCCAAUGCACCAGAACAUAUGACCUAUAAACCCAUUACUCAUGAUGAUAAAAACAUUUGCCAUCAAGAUGCACAGGCAGAAAUAUUAGUCCACAGUUAUAAAAGACCUAAGAAAAACAUUGAAAUGAAAGACACUUCAUCAACAUUUACAAUUAAAGAGAAGAGGCUUUGGCGACAGUUACAAAAUGCAAAAAAAAACAAUAAGGAAUAUAGCGAAGUCAAGAGUGAAUUUAGACAAGUUAGAUUCGGAAGUGCUGACAUCGUUAGUAAAGGAUGUAGUGCAGAAUAACAAAAAAAAGUCACAAGGAAAAAGGUGGACUUUAGCCAACAAAAUAUAUGCUUUGGCUAUAUUUAAACGGUCCCCUAAAGCAUACCGCUAUAUGCAAAAGCUGUUUACGCUACCAAGCACUAAAACGCUCCAAAGGAUUUUAAAAAAUAUACCAAUGGAGCCUGGUAUAAAUAAAAAUAUAAUUGAUAUGUUAGAGGCAAAAGCAUCAAGUAUGCCAAAGGAAAAUAAAUAUUGCUCGUUAAUAUUUGACGAGAUGGCGUUAAAGAAACGGAUAAUUUAUAACGAAAUUGCUGAUAAAGUGGAUGGCUACGUGGAUUAUGGAGAGGGCGAGAACAUGGGACGAGAAAAGAAAAUUGCAGACCAUGCGUUAGUGUUUAUGAUACAGGGUGCUAAACAUAAAUACAAACAAUAUAUUGCGCAC